UCUCUACGACUCUAUCUCCCACGGUUGACUCUCUCUCUCUCUCGCCCUAGCAAUCUAGUACAAGAGGAGCUUUAGCCUCCCUCUCCCCUUUCUCGCUAGCAUCUGAUGUCCCGUUCAACCGGAAACUGCAACAAAAUCAGCCACAUUGUCCGAAUCCUCCAGAUGCUCCGCCGGUGGCGUAAAAAGGCAGCGACGUCCUCGGACGUGCCUGCUGGACACGUGGCAAUCCGCGUCGGAAGUAGUUUCAGAAGAUUCGUGGUGAGGGCAACGUACCUGAACCACCCCAUUUUUAAGAAGCUAUUGGUGCAAGCCGAGGAAGAGUAUGGCUUCGUCAACCAGGGUCCGCUUACUAUACCUUGUAAUGAGUUUGUUUUCGAACAAAUUCUUGAAUUCGUUUCGCGAGGCGGCGAGUUGGGCGACUCAGGCCACUGCAUUUGUUAUGAGGAUUUUCAGCGAUUUAAUCAUCUCGUCCAAUCUCGACCCUUACUUGGCGGGUUUGCCGGUUAGUCUAUAUAUAUUUUUUAUAACGACUCAACAUAGAAGCGCACACGGAGGCGCCAUGAUCAUGCGAUUUGACUCGGACGAGUUGCCCGAAUUCUUUUUUUUUUUCUUUAAGGGUUUAGGGUGAAAUAGGCAACUAGCGGCCUUAUAGUACUCUCUUUUUUGUUUUUGCUUGUUUUUCUGUUGGGCAAAUGGGGGAUGAUGAGAGGUGUUUUGUAACUCAACCGAUCGUCCCAACUUUAUUCGCGGCCUAAACUGAAUCUCUUGUGAAUUUUGGACUUGAAAAAAAACAGAGAUUUAUUAUCUAA
This is a messenger RNA of Coffea eugenioides, 809 nucleotides long. Its product is annotated as auxin-induced protein X15. Gene Ontology annotation, biological process: response to auxin. NCBI's taxonomy places the organism in Eukaryota, Viridiplantae, Streptophyta, Magnoliopsida, Gentianales, Rubiaceae. The transcript has a single exon. The record is from RefSeq and is a predicted model, not a curated record. Bases 106 to 507 code for a protein of 133 amino acids.